GGAACGUCCGUUAAAUCUCAAAUUUAAAUAAAAUCGACGCUCGCUGUCGCUGUAUUAGGCGAAUUUCUGUGAAAGUCAAUAAAAAACUAAUGUAAAUGUUUUAUUGUUUAUGUAUAAAAACUUUCUAUAAAUACGUGACAUCAAAAUGUCGGACAGUGACGAGGAUUUAAUGCCAAAUAAUGUUCUUAAAUAUCAACGCAACCCAACCGCUAUCAACGCUAACUCGAAUUUUAAUAAUACAAAUAUAACAGGCUAUACAUUUCGAAGCAAUAUGAUGACAUCUACUUUUAAUAUGCCGCAUUUAGAAAGGCAAAGAUAUGGCAUGCGAGGUCUUGAUAACAGAAGCAUGUAUUAUAGAAGAGAAACAUCUCCGAUGUCACUAAAAAGUUUUCCUGACUCUGGUAUACAAAAUUUUCACAAUUCAUUAUACACUCGUGGUAUGAGCUCUCAGAGAUCUGUUUUUAAUGGAAGAAGUGGAUCACCGGUGUCUAUGAGGAGCAUUGAUUCUAAUGCAAGUGUCAGUGCUGCCGAUAUUGCACUGGCAUUCAAAAAUGUAAAAUUUAACAAAUAUGAUUUAAGAAUGAUAAAAGAAGCUUACAAUAAAUUCAUGAAAAACAGGGUCAGAAAAAAAAUCGAAAAACGACGUAAUCUUAAGUUAUUUUUGAAAGGCAAUAGAAAACGAUCAGGGGAAGACUCAGGAGAGCAAGGCAGUGAUUCAUCGAUUAGUAGUGAUGAUUGUCGAUCAUCCAGAACAAUACUUCACAAAGAAAAUAUACCGAGAUCCAUACACAGACCUUUGAAAACACAUGAUUUAUCACAUUUCAGGACUUCAAUAAAAGAAAGUGAUAUGUAUAAAGACUGUACAAAUAAUUUUAAACAGAAUUCCCUAAGAAAUAUAGUUGCAGUAACUUCUUUAAGGCAGAAUCACAUACCUCAAGAAAACCCUGAAAAUACCUCUGUGGUUACGCUAAAAGAGAGAUUUAAAAAGGGAUCAUCAUUUUUAUUACCGUCCCAAAGGUUUAACAAAUCAACAGUAAUGAGUAAUGAAGCUUCACUAACAAAUUUCAUACCAUUUAAUAAAGAUAAUAACUGCAUAGUAACAGGUGAUAAUAUAAAUCAUGAUACUGAUAGUGAUAAGGAAGAAAUUUUUUCACAAAAUAUAACAAGAGAUGUCAUUAGCCAACAAAAUUCUAAACAACAACGUAAAAGGGUUCUCGAAGUUGAAGAAACAAAUGCAUCUGACAGAAAGAGAAAUAAGAUUACCAUGUCACCUAUAAAAAGGAAUGACUGCAUAUCAAAUGAUAUUAAUAUUCAGAACAAUGAUUUUAACUUCAAAAAACCACAAAUGCCCAUACGAAAAACCUCUAUUGCAAAAAAAGAUCAAAUUCCAGAAAUACUGAUAGCUAAGUCCCGUCAGCCUCUCACUGGAAGUUUGGAAAUUGAGUUACCAAUUGAUAAAUUAUCACAACCACAACAUAAAUUACACAAUCCUGAAGAUAGACAUGCAUUGGAAUUACAGAACAAAUAUUUACUACAAAAUACUGAAUUAGAACCAGACUGCUCUAAUCAAGCAGAAAUUACAUACAAUUCUACUACAGACGUUUCAAUGAAGCCCAGUUUCUUGAAGAGGAAACUCUUUACACAAAAAUUAGAUGUUGCUGAAAGUAAAAAUAUGAGUAACGAUAAUUUGGCAAUACACAGCCCACAAAACACAAUAUAUAGUGCAUGCAGAGAAAAAAACAAAGUGAGAAAGUUAGUUUCAUCGCAAUCGUGUCUUAGUCGUGAUGUUGGGGAUGAUAAUGUUUUGGAUUUAAUACAUAAGAUUGUCCAUCCUGAUCAGAUGAAUAUCACAGCUGCUACAAACAAGAAAGAUUUAGGUAAAAGCAACCAUGAAAAUGAUGAUAAGUGGGAUGUGGCAUCUGUUAUAUCAAUGUGCAACAAUGAUGAGGGUAGUGACACUUACACAGAUGAAGAAAUAUUUAAAAAUACUGAAAAUAGCAAAAAAACCAACAAUAAACAAGUCAAUAAUUCUUUGUUAACUACAGAAAAACAAACAACUACAAAAUGUAAAGUAAAUGAUGUUCAAGUAAAACCUAAAAAUCAAGAUAAAAAAUUAACACCACAAUGUAAAGUUGUGAUACAAAAAUUGCAGCUAAAGCCUAAUCAUUGUAAUGAUAAUAAUAAAUUACAUGAAACACAAUGUCAAAACAAGAGAACUGUGUCCAGCUGUGUGAAAUCGUUUUGGGAUACUGAUUUCGAAAGUGACAUGGAAGAGAGAUCUAUAACACCAUGGACAUCUAGAAAUGUAACAAAGCCAGAUAACAAUAAUCAAAAAGAAGUUGCAAGCAAUAGUUCAAAGUUAAAUAUAAAUAAAAGAAAUGUCGUAAAAGGUACUAUUCUAACUGUAAGAAGUUUUCAAAAUAAGGGUAUCAAUAGCAGUAUGUCAUGUAGGUCAGAUAUUAGUAGAAUUUCCAGAAGAAAAGAAUCUGAUAAGUAUCAAGAAAAAAUUGAAGAAAACAAUAAUGAAAUGCUAAAUAGGACAACUAGAUCUAAACAGAAUGAAGAAAUUAAAUCGACAGAACAAGUAAAAGCGAAGGAUCAAUUAGUACCAUCCGCAAAAACAAAAAAAGAAUCCAAAUUAAAAAGUGAAUUAAGUAAAGACAAGUCGAAUGUGAAAACAAUUAAAGCCAAAGAACCAAAAACAAAUAAACAAACUUCACAGGAUAGAAACGAAUGUAAUACUUCUAGAGAAAGUCUCCGACUGAAGCAAAAAAGAGAAAAGGCUAAUUUAAGUAUCCAAGUUAGUGAAACUACUACCAAACCAAAACGAGGAAGACAAUCCAAAAAUACAAAGGAAAAGAGCAAUGAGCCUGUUCAGAAAAAACAGCCAGUAGCAAAUAAAAAAAAUAAGGAGACAUCUAAUAAAGAAACAAAACCAGCUAAGAACCCUACAAUAAAGAAUGGCACUUUAAAUAGGAGUCGUCAAACGCCUAGAAAAAAUAAUGAAAAAAAGCAAUUAUCUUCUACAACUGAACAGUCAAGUUUAAAUAUUAGUAACAUUUCCAGCAGAAGUUUAAGAGUUAGAUCAAAAAAUGUAAAAUGAAUAGACUGUCGUUUGUUACUUGUCAAUAGUGAUGUACAUUAACUUGUAGAAUAAUGAAUUUUCAACUUAUACAAAUUAAAGUAUAUUUUGAGAUAAGAGUAUGAAAUGCCUCUUUAGUUUUUUGCCGUAUCGGCGGGACCGCUUUAAUAAUAUAUUGAGAUAUCAUGAUAAUUUUUUGAUUCCAGAUAUUUAUAUUUAAUAUACAUCAUGUUGCGUAAUUUAUUUACAAAAGAAACGAAUCGCAUUGUUAUUGGUCUUCAAUGAAUACACUUUAAAAUGGUUAAUAGUUUAUAUGUAAUGUGUACAUAUAAGUACAUUGUUCGAUUUUUAUUCAAUUCAUGUCUGACAAUAGGAGUUAUUAGUAUUAAUUUUAAUUUAAGUAUGACAUUUAAAGACGACCAAUUCUUC
Vanessa atalanta (red admiral) is the source of this 3511-nucleotide messenger RNA. RefSeq lists its product as uncharacterized. The transcript is spliced from 5 exons. Bases 146 to 3103 code for a protein of 985 amino acids. The record is from RefSeq and is a predicted model, not a curated record. NCBI's taxonomy places the organism in Eukaryota, Metazoa, Arthropoda, Insecta, Lepidoptera, Nymphalidae.